UCGGUCAGAAAUAUAGAGUAAUGAUGAAAUCGAGAAACAUCUAUCUGUAUUCGAUUUGAGUUUAAUAGGUUUAAGUCUAGGGAAUUUCUUUUGCACAGGUCAUCUCUUCGAAUUUACAUGUUGAUCUUUUUCGCUUAGGGCAUGUCACCGUUAUAUUCGAAAAUCCGUUUGAUUAUCAUUUUAAUCACACAAUAUUAUAGGCAAACACCAUAUGACACAAAGUGUAUAUAAACCGUUCACACAAAUCGAAAAUCUGACUGAUUCCAAUUUAAAUUCGAGACCUGUAAAUUAUUCCAAUUCACUCGAAGUGUUCAAAAUGAAUAAAUUAUCAUUAAUAUUUGUUCUUGUUGCUCUGGCAUCGAUUUGCUCGGGUCGGUAUUUGCCAAAGAAAGAGUACGUUAAGCAUACAUCAGAAAAAUGGACGGAAACGGCGAAGAAGAUUGGUUGGGAUGACGAACAAACCGCAGCUGUCGUUGAUUUAAUGCAAUUCAUUCAGGAGCAUGACAUCGCAUCAGCCGAAAUGGACACAAACACUGAAUGGAAACAGUCGAUGUUGGACAAAUGCUUGGAAUUGGCAGAUCUCGACCAAAUCAAUGAGCUCAACGAACAUGUUGGAGACAAGAAAUGGGCCGAUGUGAAAAAUGCUGAUUUCACAACGAAAUGGGAAUUCUGGAAUGACAAAUACAUGACAUGGAGCUGUGAACAUAAAAAAAUGAAGGCUUUGAAAAACAUGUGCAUCGUUGUCACUGAAGAUGCAAAGAAGACGCAAUGGAUGGACAAUGCAAAGACGGCCGGCUACAAAGAAGCACAAUGGAAACCAAUCGCUGAUUUGGUUUGGGAAAUGAGCACUGCCAACGCGACUGGAGUGAAAAAAUCGAUUUUGGCCGAUCAUUGUGAAAUGGUGAAUGAUGACGGCAAUAUGUUUGAAGUUAACGAAAAGCACACUUCAAAUGAAAUGAAAUGGUCAGAACAAGCCGACAAAAAUAUCACCAUGAAAAUGGAAUUCUGGUGGAACGUCACUGAACAAGCUCAAUGUCCAAUUGCCAGAAUGAAGGCUUUGAAAAACAUUUGCGUAGAAUUCAUGUGUCCAGUGGAACGUAGCGAAGUUGAAGAAUGGGCCAAAGACGCUGGUAUUGUUGAAGACGAUAUCAAAGCUGCCGUUGAUAUGGAAAUGAGAAUGCGUUUGGUUCGACCAACCGAACAACAACGAGACAUGAUUAUGGAGAAUUAUGAAAAACUCGGCGCUAACAAAUACGUGAUGGAGCCAGCAAUGACCAAGGAAGAAAUUGCCGAAGCCACUGAAUUGGAGAAUGGAUGUUUUGUGAAGAAAGUUCACUUCUGGGCCAAGAAAUACCACCAAACCACCGGUGCCGAUCAUAUCAAGUGUUUGAAAAAUAUGUGCGUUAUUAUCUCGCUGGAGAAAGAAAAGAAGGAAAUGAAGAAAGACGAGUAAAGAGAUGGUGCGAUGAAUCCAUUCGCUUAAUAAUUGGCUAGAACUAAAAUAAAAGAAUGGAUCGACAAUAUAGGAAUCGAUUAGAUUAUUGAGACCAUUGUACUGCUCCCAUGUUCAAUAAAGUGAUAUCUCGUAGCAAUGAAAAA
Molecule: messenger RNA, 1599 nt
Organism: Sitodiplosis mosellana (orange wheat blossom midge)
Lineage: Eukaryota; Metazoa; Arthropoda; Insecta; Diptera; Cecidomyiidae
Exons: 8
Coding region: 212-1453 (413 amino acids)
Source: RefSeq, a predicted model, not a curated record